This is a messenger RNA of Carya illinoinensis, 1785 nucleotides long. Its product is annotated as 1-aminocyclopropane-1-carboxylate synthase 7-like. The record is from RefSeq and is a predicted model, not a curated record. NCBI's taxonomy places the organism in Eukaryota, Viridiplantae, Streptophyta, Magnoliopsida, Fagales, Juglandaceae. Gene Ontology annotation, biological process: amino acid metabolic process; biosynthetic process. Bases 219 to 1565 code for a protein of 448 amino acids. Gene Ontology annotation, molecular function: transaminase activity; pyridoxal phosphate binding. The transcript is spliced from 3 exons.
UCUCUCUCUCUCUCUCUCUCUCUCUUUAAUAUUUUGUUUUUCUGGGCUGGAAGGACCUUUUUAUGUCAUAGGCUUUCUAUAUAUAAGGGUGUCUUUGACUGAAGUUUCAUUCAGCAGCGCUUUCAGCACUUCUCUUAUCUCUUAUCUCUCAACAUAGCCAUAGCAGCUUUCUUUGAAGAAAAGGAGGCUUCAUUAUUUACAAGACAAGCUAGCUAGUUAUGGCUAUACAGAUCGAGCAACCUUCUGCAGUGGGGCUAUCAAAAGUUGCAGUUUCUGACACUCAUGGGGAAGACUCCCCGUAUUUUGCCGGCUGGAAAGCAUACGAUGAAAACCCUUAUGACGAACUCAGUAAUCCAUCGGGUGUCAUACAGAUGGGGCUGGCAGAAAAUCAAGUUUCAUUCGACUUGUUGGAAGAGUACCUAGAAAAGUAUGCAGAAGCCUCUAGCUUGGGAAAAGGUGUAUCUGGCUUUAGAGAGAAUGCUUUGUUUCAAGAUUACCAUGGACUUCAAUCAUUCAGAAAGGCAAUGGGAAGUUUUAUGGAACAAAUAAGAGGGGGGAGAGCAAAAUUCGACCCUGAGAGAGUAGUCCUGACUGCAGGUGCGACUGCUGCUAAUGAGCUGUUGACCUUCAUUCUGGCAGAUCCUGGAGAUGCUUUGCUUGUUCCAACCCCAUACUAUCCAGGGUUUGAUAGAGAUUUAAGGUGGAGGACAGGUGUAAAAAUUGUUCCAAUCCACUGCCACAGCUCAAACAAUUUUCAGAUCACUCCACAAGCUUUAGAAGCUGCAUAUAAUGAUGCAGAAGCCAUGAACAUCAAAGUGAGAGGGGUGCUAAUCACAAACCCGUCAAACCCAUUAGGAGCAACAAUCCAACGGUCAACUCUUGAAGAGAUUCUUGACUUUGUCACUCGCAAGAACAUCCAUCUUGUCUCUGAUGAAAUCUACUCAGGAUCCGUUUUCUCGUCGUCUGAAUUCAUAAGCGUUGCUGAAGUCCUUGAAGCCCGUCAAUACAAGGAUUCAGAGAGAGUACACAUUGUUUAUAGUCUUUCCAAAGACCUCGGCCUUCCAGGUUUUAGAGUUGGGACAAUAUAUUCCUACAACGACAAGGUUGUGACUACAGCAAGGAGGAUGUCGAGCUUCACCUUAAUUUCUUCUCAAACACAACAUCUCCUGGCCUCCAUGUUGUCUGACAAGAAGUUCACAGAGAAUUACAUAAAGACAAACCGAGAGAGACUAAGGAAGAGGUUUGAAAUGAUCAUUGAAGGCCUAAGGAGCUCUGGGAUUGAGUGUUUGAAAGGAAAUGCAGGGUUGUUUUGCUGGAUGAAUCUAAGCCCAUUGUUGCAGAACCAAACUAGGGAAGGUGAAUUGGCUCUUUGGAACUCUAUGCUGCAUGAAGUGAAACUAAAUAUAUCUCCAGGAUCUUCUUGCCAUUGUUCUGAACCAGGUUGGUUCAGGGUGUGCUUUGCCAACAUGAGCGAGCAAACAUUACAAGUUGCAAUGGAAAGAAUUCACAAUUUCAUGGAACAAAUUAGAGAAAGAGAUGGAAAUCUAGUAAUCUCUUCUGAGUGAUCUUCAUUUAUUUAAAAAAAAAAAAAGUGGUUCUACCCAUUUUGAUUCUUUGGAUGAUAAAACCCAUUUCAACAUUUGGGAUUGUCUCGUGAUUAACGAUUAUACUCGUACAACAGAAUGAACUCCAAAGUAUUAUUGUUUUCUUGCUUUGCCAAAAGCAAGUUCCCAGAAGUUCCAUUUGUAUAUUGAUCAGAAGUAAAAAGUACCACUGCAUGCUGAA